UCGCGGUGCCAUAGGAAAUCUGGAAGUAGUGAUUCAACAUAGGAUCGCAUGACCGCGGCCAGAGUUGUGACGAAGGCUUUGUCCGAUAGAUUGCUUGGAGGGUAAAGCGUAUAUUGGAGAGUGUCCUCCGAAAUAGCGGGCGGCCGAUUGAAGAUAUCCUUGAUAUUCAUGAUUGAAAAGCUUGCUUGCCAAAGGAACUAGAGCUUUAGAUGGAAACAAGAGAGACUGAGCCAAGUUGCAGGGUAAGGUAAGACGACAGGGGACAAGUGCGAUUUCAGAACUCAGGAGGGCAAAUUAUGAUGUAAGGUGAAGAAGCGCCCAUAUUCAGCAAGACGCGGACGCGCCUGGAUGCACUUCAAGCUCAAUACCAGCGACGACGCCAAUAAUGGCGACAACAUCUUUCAAAGACAGGAAUCUCCUGGCCGUGAUCGGGGAUGAAGAUUCUGUGACUGGCAUGCUGCUCGCAGGUAUCGGUCAUGUUGAGCACCAGAAGAAGAACUUUCUGAUUGUGGACUCCAAGACACAGGUGUCAACUAUUGAAGCCGCCUUUCAGGAGUUCACUGAGCGCAAGGACAUUGCGAUUCUCCUGAUCAACCAGCACGUUGCUGAGAAGAUAAGGCCAACCGUAGAUAAAUACCAACAAGCGUUCCCUGCUCUAUUGGAGAUCCCGUCUAAAGAUCAUCCCUACGACCCAUCCAAAGACUCGGUACUGAAGCGUGUACAGAAGUUGUUUGGAGACUAAGCACCCUGUCUUGGACACAUUCUCCUUAUCGACAUGCAUUUGUAACUAAUAAAUGAUACACCAACACGGUAAUUUCUGGGAGGCCGCGAAGUGAACUUCCAGUUGAAUGAUAUCACAAGAAGAUGCACUUUCUUAUCACUUGUGCCAUCGUAUUGACCGGUCAUUCCCUGAACCAAUUACAAAUAUGCGUUUGUGAUUUGGAGACUGUGAAUCUAUACGGUGACGGAAAUAGUCAGUCAGUC
This is a messenger RNA of Somion occarium, 984 nucleotides long. The record is from the annotation of a GenBank genome assembly. NCBI's taxonomy places the organism in Eukaryota, Fungi, Basidiomycota, Agaricomycetes, Polyporales, Cerrenaceae.